Molecule: messenger RNA, 2774 nt
Organism: Siniperca chuatsi (mandarin fish)
Lineage: Eukaryota; Metazoa; Chordata; Actinopteri; Centrarchiformes; Sinipercidae
Product: CASP8 and FADD-like apoptosis regulator
Exons: 10
Coding region: 520-1938 (472 amino acids)
Biological process (GO): negative regulation of extrinsic apoptotic signaling pathway via death domain receptors; proteolysis
Molecular function (GO): cysteine-type endopeptidase activity; protein binding
Source: RefSeq, a predicted model, not a curated record
UUAAUAAGAACAAAUAUCGGGUUGCCAGGUUGUGAAAAAUCCCACUGGCUUUCUAUUUGGUGAUAAUACAGUUAUAAAUGUUAUUAAUCCAUUUAUACAUGCUGAUGGGUUUCUCGCUCUCCAAUAAGCCAUCACACCUGCAGUUAUAAAUGUUAAUAAAUUGUCAAUAAAUGGAAUUUGGUCCAGAUGAUCUGCUGCCACGGAUUGUGCCUUUAAAUUUUGUUUUUGUCAUCAAAGCGCUUCCGCCUUUUUUUCUUUCACUUUCACUUUAGUCAGGCUAUUAUAGCAACUAUUACACGUCUAUCCCGUGGUAACUCGUGCACGACCAGUGGGCUCUCAGUUCUGUGUAAAAGAAAGAGGUACUUCUCCAAAUUAUAGUAGAGCGUCAUAAAUUGCCGACGUGGUGUCUUCAUUCCGCUUUAGUUUGAGUCGCUGUUGUCAGAUUUUGACGGUGUAAGGUACGUCGGUCUUCAUUGCUGUUAAACAUUUCCAGCUAUCACGCUUCCUGUACCAAAGUUCAUGGCUCUGCCAGACCAACGUCAGCUUCAGACUAUUAAUGAAAUAGCCGAGGCUCUCUGCGACGUUGAACGCAGGAGGCUCCUCUUUCUGUGUGAAAGCUUGGACACGGACAACAGUGUGGGCUCUCUGAAGGCCAUGCUGAAGUCUAAAGUGAUGUGCUAUGAGAGAGGUGACCUGUUUCUGAAAGAGCUGAUGUUGCAGUUGAGACGUUUCGACAUCCUGAGGAAAGUAUUUAAAACCAGCAAAGAGGAGCUGGAGAGGAAUCUGACCUGCAGGCAGGUUCUGCCAAGAUUCAGAAUAUUGAUGGCUAAUAUAGGUGAGGAUUUGGUCAAUGAAGAUCUAGACAAUGUGAAAUUCUUGUUAACCAGCACGUUACCCCGUGAGAAGGUAGAAAAAUCAAAGAAUUUCCUGGAUGUGAUCAUUGAACUUGAGAAGCUGGAUAUAGUUUCACCUGAAAGAGUCGACUUUGUAGAGAAUUGUUUACAAAAUAUUGGCAGACUCGACCUAGCCAAAAAAGUGACUGCGUACAAGAUGUCAGUUGUAACAUCUGAACAACAUUCAUCUCAACAGCAAAAGUGCAGAGCUCCUCGUCCAUUCCCCCCAUCAAAUAGUUGCCAUCCACUACAGCAAACAAGACGAGGACAAUCCCCCCACAGUGCCACAGGAAUCAUACCAGCACCUGUAUACCGAGAGCAGAACUGUCAGAGUCAUCUAGAUUGUUACAAAUUUAACACUAAUCCCAGAGGAGUUUGUGUUAUCAUAGACUGCGUGGGUAAUGAUGGAGACAUGUUGGAACAGACAUUUAAGGCUCUUCACUUCAAUGUGUUCCUCUACAAGUGGCUGAGUGUGGGUGACAUUUUUUCAGCCCUCGAAUGGAUAUUAAGACAGAGAGAGAACCGUGAAGGUGACGGCUUUGUCUGUUGCAUCAUUAGCCGUGGUAUGUCAAAUCAUGUCCUGGGUACGGACUCGUACGGCGCUGGUCUUAGUCUGAACAGUGUCAGAAGUCUUGUCACUGCUGAAGCAUGCCCCAUGCUGGCUGGCAAGCCCAAACUCUUCUUCAUCCAGAGGUACAGCGUCCCCGAGUUCCAGCCCUGUGCCAGGAUGCACCACCGGGAUGAGGAUCUGGAGACAGAUGGGUUUGAUGGGCUGCUCAGAUGUGAAAUCAUCCCUACAGAUGCAGAUGUGUUCUGGAGUCACUGCUGGACGGAUGAAUGUCAACUGGAGCAAGGACACCAUCGCUCCAUUUACCUGAAGGCUCUGACAGACGCCUUACACAAAGGCCAAAGGAGGAAAACACAUCUUGUUGCUGUUCAUACCGAGGUGAAUGGGGCCAUCUUUGAACAUAACAAGAGGAAUCCUGGAGCAAACUACCACAUUGAUCUGAAACAUACUCUACGGAAAGAUCUUUACUUACAGUAGAGGAUUUAUCACCAUCACUUUCACUGAACCCUCAAUAUUGUCAGCCACAUAUUGAAAUAGCAUAUUCCUUGCCAGAGAAGAACCUUUUUUUUAACUGUGUAUGCAGUGACACCUGCUGGUUGUAUUAACUCAAAACGCUUAAAUGUGUUUUUUUUAACAGAUGAAGCAAAACUUUUUAAAAUGUUUGUUUUAAUGUGUAUUUAUUACAUUUUUGAAGUCUCACGCACCGUGUUUUUUUGUACAUAUAUAUUUGAAUAGUUUCAUAACAGACAUAUGAAUAUAAACGCAGGACAAAAUAAUAAUAAUAACAACAACAACAGUUAAGUUACAAACAACACACCCAAUCAAAGCCUUCAAUUCUUGCAAUACAAAAAAAAACAUUUCAGAGUAAUAUAAAGUAUAAUAAAAAUGUUUUAAUCAUACAUAACUUACUGUACAUGUAAUCAUAUAGAACUUAUUUUGUUCUUUGAAGAAUUAAUGUGAAUUGCCUUUUUCUUGCCUCAUACAGUGCAGCUAAAACAGGUAUGUGAAGUCACGUCAAGUCAAAUUAUUUAUAUAGCACAAAAUAAAAUAGAACAUGAAUACAUAUUUAAAUAUAUAAAAAACAAGAAAAAUAUGUAGAACCCAUAUUUUUGUUUUUAUUUGUAUCACUUUUUUAAAACCUGUAGAGAUGUGAAAAUUAUUUGUUACAAAGUAAACACUAUAUUUGAUUUGUGCUAUCUAUCUAUAUCUAUCUAUCUGUCCUUAUCACUCCUGUGAUAAGCUUUUUCUGAGUUAUAACAUUAUUUAUGUUUGCUACAGUACAAUAAAGUCAAAGAACAAUGAGUGAAAUAUAA